Molecule: messenger RNA, 1202 nt
Organism: Carassius auratus (goldfish)
Lineage: Eukaryota; Metazoa; Chordata; Actinopteri; Cypriniformes; Cyprinidae
Product: solute carrier family 35 member F1-like
Exons: 2
Coding region: 27-377 (116 amino acids)
Biological process (GO): transmembrane transport
Cellular component (GO): membrane
Molecular function (GO): transmembrane transporter activity
Source: RefSeq, a predicted model, not a curated record
UGCUGUACAUUGGAUUCAGUGCGUGCAUGUUUGGCUUGUACAGUUUCAUGCCAGUGGUAAUUAAAAGAACCAGCGCCACAGCGGUGAACCUCUCUCUGCUGACAGCCGACCUGUACAGCCUCUUCUGCGGCCUGUUCCUGUUCCAGUACAAGUUUUCAGGUCUUUACCUGCUGUCCUUCUUCAUCAUCAUCCUGGGACUGGUCUUCUACUCAUCCUCCUCUACCUACGUGGCACAAGAUCCUCGCGUUUAUAAACAGUUCCGCAACACAGGAAACGCUAUCACAGACACGCCCACUGUGGGGCCCCUGGAGCCUUCAGUGACUUAUACGAGCCUGGGUCAGGAAAUAGAGGAGGAGCCUCGCGUAAGAGUAGCCUGAAGGGGGCGUGGUCUCUCAAAACCAAUCAUCAACUGCCAGGCCCAGCAGUAUGUAGAAAAACGAAUGAUAAUGAUCACUGAAUGAUGUAAUUAACCACGUAGCAAACAAGUACACUGUGAUCAUGAACUGUCAAUAGGUAGCAGUGACUUCUGUAUAUCUGAGAUAUCAGAUCCAUCAUGUAUAGAGAUGAUUUCACCUCAUUGCCUCUUUCCCAACGGCAAAUUAAGUGUUUAGAAGGAUUCGUGCUGACUGUUUUGUCCAAGUGCUCAAUUGUGAAUGUUUUAUUUUCUUAUACGAGCACAAACGGUUCACUGUAUUUGAAAGCUUGACAUGGUCUGUUUCACUACAAUUUCAUGAAUAUUGUACAUUUUAAAUGAGAUCUAUCUGUCGACAUCUCUGCAAAACUUCAUUCUGAGUUUUACAAUGCUGAUUUGAGCCAGUGCCUUGCCAUGUAAUGUUACUGUGGGUUACAUUAGCCAAUGAGAAAUCAUGACUCAAAAACAGUGUCAUCAAUACUGGACGUCAUGUCAUUAUUGCAUAUUGUAUUAUAUCUGCUCAAAAAUUAUAAAUAUUUCAAUUUGUCAGUCUGAAAUACGGGGGGGAUUUUACACCUUUCUUUAACUGUUAUACCAUAUACAUUUUUUAUAUUUGUCAUAUUUUGUUUAAAUUAUGCCAAGGGAACAUGCAUUUGUAUUAAAUAUAAAAGUCUGUGUAAUAGCAAUUGAUUGUAAACUUGUAAACUAUUUUACUGCACUUGUCUUUGUUUUAAAAGCAGUUUAUCAUCUUGUUUGGAUAAAAUCCAAUCCAAUACAUGUAAAGCUAUUC